AGGACCCGAACGAGUUUGACUCUGCGGAUGCCAACGACAGAAUCCAUUAGCUUUUCGGGGAAGUUUUCGCCACCACCAUUAAUCCACCAUGGAUUUCGUCUGACCAUGAAGAAGAAAUGGUGCAUUAAGAAGAGAAAGAGAGAGUGAGGGGGAGAGAGAGAGAGAGAGAGAAGCGGGUGGUGGGGGCACUGCACACCGCUUCGUGACAAUCACUCAAAGGUGAAGAUGAAACGCAAGGGCGGCCCUUCCUCCUCUUCUCCCUCUGCUUCUUCUUCUUCCGUCUUAUUGGUGGAACCAGAGGAGAGGAAGAACUGGUCCGAGAAUCCGAAAACCAGAAGCUGGGGUAUGGGAGUUCAACGUCGUCUAGCAGACGCUGACAAGAGACAGCUGUGCAGGGAAUGCUUGUGGAAGAAUCCCCACUUCUUCAAAGUGUUGAUUGGAGCUUUCCGCGAGAGAUUGACACUUCCACCGGCAUUUCUGAAACAACUAAUGGUUGGGGAAUCUGGAGCAGCUGUUGUCAAAGACCAGUCCAAUAGGUGUUGGGAUUUUGAAUUGUUGAGGAGGGAUAAUGGUAUGAUAUUUAGCAAGGGAUGGAAGCAAUUUGUUGUGGAGAAUGACUUAGAAACAGGGGACUUUUUGGUUUUCCGAUAUGAUGGAGACUUACACUUUACAGUCACUAUCUUUGACAAAAGCUCAUGUGAGAAGUUCACGGAAAAAAGGUGCCCAAGAAUCAAAGCACAGGAUGCAGCAUCAUCUUCAUUCAAGACCACUAAUCCAUCAUUCAAGAUAGUGAUGACGAAUCGCCGUUAUUCUCUGUAUAUUCCUGGUGGUUUUCCAGUGGCAAAUUUGCCAAAGGAAUCAUGUUGGGUGACGCUUGAAGAUUCGGUUGGUCGUCAGUGGUUUGUUAAAUACAUGAAGACCGUGCUCUCCCGUAAUGGCCGAGAUCAUGUGCAAAGAUCACUAAGUGCUGGUUGGCGCAAAUUUUCUGUUGAAAGUUGCUUGAAGAAGGGAGAUGUGUUAGUUUUUGAGCUUAUAAGAGAAAAUAAUGUAUUCAAAGUCCAUGUUUUUCCAGACGAGAAGAAUCAACGUCUUUUAUUCACCAUCUUCGACAGAAGCUCGUGUGAGAAGCUUCAAUGUGUUGAUGAGUCUCCUGCAACUCCCACUGCGGAUUUGAUUGCUGAUGAAGAGCAUUGGCAGUCUGUUCAUAUUCCAGCUGACGCUCCAAAUGCAAGUUUGCCAAAUAAGACUUGUCAGGUGAAGCUUGAGGAUCCUGAUGAUAGGCAAUGGCCCGUUAAAUUCAUGAUGGGUAUCAACUCCAAGCGAGCUCAUGCAUUGCCUCAUGAUGCAUGUGAGGAAAUGCUCCAGCGCAAGAGACUGAGAGAGGCAGAAGCAGAGGUAGAGGGUGGUGGGACAGUGCUCUCUGGCCGCCCCUUUCCUCCUGAGCUAUCGAACUUACUAACUAUGGAAGGAAAUUGUGAUGCCUGCCCUUGGAAGGCGAAGAAAUUCUUCAAAGUUAUGAUGGAUGGCUAUAAGGAGACUCUGAAACUCCCACCAGCCUUUGUCUUGAACCAUCUGAAAAUUAAUGGAUCCACUGAAAGAGCCACAGUGGAAGACCAUAGUGGUAAACUCUGGCACAUGGACUUGGUGAAGACGAUCAAUGGUUCGGUAUCACUCUCAGGAAAAAGUUGGAUGGAAUUUGUGAUGGGUCACAGGCUAGAGAUCGGAGACUUCCUGGUCUUUCAAUACUACGGAAACUUUAAUUUCAUGGCUCGGGUCUUCGAUCACAGCAACUGUGAGAAAAAAGUGUACGUCGGUGAGGCUUCUAGAAAUGCCAAAUCACGGGAUGCAGCCAACUCAUUCAAAACUAGAAAGCCGUCGUUCAUGAAGAAGAUCAGAGGUUUGAAGCAUGAAGUUUUGCACAUUCCCCAGGACUUUUCAGACGAAUACUUGCUUAAAGAGCCAUGCUCGCUGAAACUCCAGAAUUCUGACGGCAAGGAAUGGAGUGUUGCAUAUGCCUAUUCAACAAAAAGAAGUUCACUAAGGACUGGCUGGCACGCCUUCUGCACUGCAAAUAACUUGAAGGCAGGAGAUGUCUGCGUGUUUGAGCUUAACGGGCAGAGAAGUUUCAGGGUCCAUUUUCUACGCAAAGCCUGACUAUGGCCUCCCAUCUUCCGUUCAAUGAAGAAGACAUCUGUCAUACACAACUUAUAGUUCAUUAGCUUCUGUCAUACACAACUUUUAUUUUCGCAUGUCAAUCAUCUCUCCCAUCCUUUCUCACAUAUUUUCGUUAUACAUGUUUCGGAAGAUUGAACCAAUUCCACUGACGGGGAAAUUUUACAGACAUGAUUUGUAUGGGGCUCAUGCCACUUUAUAUCCUUCAAGAACAUGACACAAGUUAGAAG
Nymphaea colorata (pocket water lily) is the source of this 2402-nucleotide messenger RNA. RefSeq lists its product as uncharacterized. The transcript is spliced from 10 exons. Lineage: Eukaryota; Viridiplantae; Streptophyta; Magnoliopsida; Nymphaeales; Nymphaeaceae. Gene Ontology annotation, molecular function: DNA binding. The record is from RefSeq and is a predicted model, not a curated record. The coding region runs from base 226 to 2154 and encodes 642 amino acids.